AUGGAGAAAACCACGGUGCUGAUCACCGGCUGCUCCUCGGGCAUCGGCCUGGCGCUGGCCGUGCGGCUGGCGUCCGACCCUGCCCAGAGGUUUAAAGUGUACGCCACCAUGCGCGACCUGGCCAAGGGCGAGCGGCUGCGGGAGCGCCUGGGCGGCUGCCGCACCGACGCGCUGGAGGUCCUGCAGCUCGACGUCACCGACCCGCGCUCGCUGGCCGAGGCUGCGCACCGGCUGCAGGGGCAGCGGCUGGACGUGCUGGUGUGCAACGCCGGCGUGGGCCUGAUGGGCCCCUUGGAGACCUGCUCCGAGCAGGCCAUGCGGGGCGUCUUCGACGUGAACCUCUUCGGGGUCGUCCGCACCAUCCAGGCCUUCCUGCCCGCCAUGAAGCGCCGCAGGGCCGGGAGGAUCGUGGUCUCCAGCAGCGUCGGGGGGCUGCAAGGGGUGCCCUUCAACGCCGUGUACUGCGCCAGCAAGUUCGCGGUGGAGGGGCUCUGCGAGAGCCUGGCCGUGGUCCUGCAGCCCUUCGACAUCCACGUCACGCUGGUGGAGUGCGGCCCCGUCCGCACCAGCUUCCUGGCCAACCUGCGGCGCCCCGACCCCGAGGGGCCCGAGCUGCGGGGCCUCGACGCCGAGACGCGCGGCCUCUACCGCCGCUACCUGCGGCACUGCCAGGGCCUCUUCCGCGAGGCCGCCCAGGACGUGGAGGAGGUGGUGCAGGUGUUCCUGGAGGCCCUGCACAGCCCCCGCCCGCCGCUGCGCUGCGUCACCACCCAGCGCUUCGCCCCGCUUGCCCGCCUGCGCCUCGACAGCCCCGACGGCUCCGGCUUCCUCCGCGCCGUGCGCGCCUUCGUCUUCGGCGGCGACCAGGCCUAG
Dromaius novaehollandiae (emu) is the source of this 873-nucleotide messenger RNA. RefSeq names its product hydroxysteroid 17-beta dehydrogenase 1 (gene HSD17B1). Gene Ontology annotation, molecular function: estradiol 17-beta-dehydrogenase [NAD(P)+] activity. The record is from RefSeq and is a predicted model, not a curated record. The transcript is spliced from 6 exons. The coding region runs from base 1 to 873 and encodes 290 amino acids. Gene Ontology annotation, cellular component: cytoplasm; cytosol. Gene Ontology annotation, biological process: estrogen biosynthetic process. Lineage: Eukaryota; Metazoa; Chordata; Aves; Casuariiformes; Dromaiidae.